AUGGGCACAAAUAGGAAGAUGGUUGAGGAUUUUAAAAAGGCCAUGAUGAAAGAAUUUGAGAUGACUGAUUUGGGUUUGAUGAAAUACUUUCUUGGUUUUCAAGUGCGACAAUCUACAGGUGAAGUUUUUAUUUGCCAAGAAAAGUACAUUGAAGAUUUGCUUAAAAAAUUUCACAUGGUAGCAUGUAAACCAGUGUCCACACCUAUGUCUUCUAAUGAGAAAUUGCAGCAAGAAGAUGCAGUGGAAAAGGUAGAUGCAAAGACAUAUCGAAGCCUUGUUGGUUCUUUGAUUUAUCUCACAAAUACAAGGCUAGAUAUUGUUCAUUCAGUCAGCCUUAUAUCAAGGUUUAUGAAUCAGCCUAGCAAGCUACAUUAUGUAGCAGCAAAAAGAAUUCUUCGCUACCUACAAGGCACCAAGAAGCUAGGCAUUUUGUACAAAAAGGAGAAUGGCAACAAUCUUGUUGGUUUCACUGACAGUGAUUGGGCUGGAUCACUUGAUGACAGAAAAAGCACGUGUGGCUACAUCUUUUGCUUGGGAUCAAAUGUGAUUGCUUAG
Quercus robur (English oak) is the source of this 555-nucleotide messenger RNA. RefSeq lists its product as uncharacterized. Bases 1 to 555 code for a protein of 184 amino acids. The record is from RefSeq and is a predicted model, not a curated record. NCBI's taxonomy places the organism in Eukaryota, Viridiplantae, Streptophyta, Magnoliopsida, Fagales, Fagaceae. The transcript has a single exon.